This is a messenger RNA of Hypanus sabinus (Atlantic stingray), 2755 nucleotides long. Its product is annotated as oocyte zinc finger protein XlCOF6.1-like. The record is from RefSeq and is a predicted model, not a curated record. Gene Ontology annotation, biological process: regulation of transcription by RNA polymerase II. Lineage: Eukaryota; Metazoa; Chordata; Chondrichthyes; Myliobatiformes; Dasyatidae. The transcript has a single exon. Gene Ontology annotation, molecular function: RNA polymerase II cis-regulatory region sequence-specific DNA binding; DNA-binding transcription factor activity, RNA polymerase II-specific. Bases 2260 to 2511 code for a protein of 83 amino acids.
AUGGUGGAAGUCCCAGGUGUCAGUGGACAUGAAGUGUGUGAUGUUACCAUUACGAGGGAGAAAGUUCUUGGGAAUCUGAAAGGCCUAUAUCUUAUGGUCUAUGCAAACCCCUCUGAGCCCAUAUGCAAAUAUGGCCCAUUAGCUGGCUCCGCUAACAGUCAUGGGACUCAGCGGUGAGAAGGCCACCACUCAUAAAUAAUAUGCGUUGAGAGUCGAUAUGAUUUGUGGUUCGGCCAAACAGGAACAUUGUGAUAAUCUGAUUAAAGAAACCUCAAUUUGAGCUAAUGCUGUGUAAAUACUGCCCGUUACACAAUUGUCGGUCUGCAUGUAGGUCAUACACUGCAUAAAAUUUUAAAGUAUAUUUGCAAAUUUCAGCUUUAUGGAAUAAUUAGUAGGAAAAAGAAAAUAAAAGGGCCCAAUACAGUUAACCCACGAGCAUGUAAAGUUGGAGCUCACAUGAAGUUUUGCACUUUACUCACACGCUGGACACGCGCUCUGUGUGAAAGCACACACCAAUCCCUAAACGUUUAGUGAGACCAAGCUCAGACGUAUCCAUACGGAAUGAAGGUGUUUAUGCUAGAGCCGUACGUGACACAGGUUCUCAACUUUCCUUGUCUUAUAGAUCCUUUCACAACUGGUAUUUGACACAUUUAUAAUUGACGCUGCUCAGUGCCAAUGAGACUCAGGGCUGAAUGCUGAUGAGUACCUAUACAAUGGUUAAUUGUUGUUGAAAAUAAGUUUUUGGAAGCAGAUGCUGGAGUAACUGACACACUGUUUCGGGGCAAGACCUUUCAUUACCUGCUCCUUAGGUCUCCCUAUCCCACCCCUUACCAUUCUCAGAGUCAGCCACUUCCCUCUGCCUCUGGGUCACCCCUCUCACCUGUCUUUGGGUUGCUCCACACCGCUCUCCCCUGCCCCUUUGCUGGGUCAUUCAUUUAUCUCUGCACCGCAUCUCUGGGAUGCCUCCCUCAGCCCACCUCCACCCAUUCUCUGGGCGGUCCGCCCCCCCCCCCAUGUCCUUGAUGUCUCACACCGAUUUAUCCACCCUCUCCUUCACUCAGUUGCUCUCUUCUGCCCUCCCCUGUCUUAUUGAUCAACCCAUUCUCACUCAAUCAGGAUCUCCCUCUUCCCAUCCCACCCCUCCAUCUCUAGGUCACCCACUGCUUUCUAACCCCAACAACUUCUACCACUGUGUCACCCCAAGCCCCUUCUAAAUCCCCACUCACCCAUUCUCUGGGUCACCCCUUCCUCAUUUCCCUCAGUGCUGUCUCUUGGUCACCCACUUACCCGACCUUCCAUGUAUUACGCCUGACUCAUUCCUUCCCCAUCCCCUGAGCCUGUUUCCAAUUGUCCCUUCCCCCACCCCAAGACGGAGUGUAGGUGCUCGACGAAGCGGUCCCCCAAUCUGCGUCGGGUCUCGCCGAUAUAGAGGUUGCACCGGGAGCACCGGAUGCAAUAGAUGACCCCAACAGACUCACAAGUGAAGUGUUGCCUCGCCUGGAAGGACUGUUUGGGACCCUGAACAGUGGUAAGAGAUGAGGUGUAGGGACAGGUGUAGUACUUACGCUUGCAGGGACAAGUGCCAGGUGGAAGAUCAGUGGGAAGGGACGUGUGGACAAGGCAGUCGCAGAGGGAACAAUCCCUGCGAAAAGCAGAGGGGGUAGAGAGGGAAAGAUGUCCUUAGUGGUGGGGUCCUGUUGCCACAACAGACAGGAUCUCCCAGUUGCCACCCACUUCAACUCUCCUUCUCAUUCCCAUUCGGAUAUGUCCAUACAUGACCUCCUCUACUGCCAUGAUGAAGCCAAACUUUGGUCGGAGGAACAACAUCUCAUAUACCGUCUGGGUAGUCUCCAGCCCCUUGGUAUGAACAUCGAAUUCUCUCCCUUCUCCCUUCCCCCAUCCCACCUUCACUCUGUCUCCUCUUCUAGCUAACUAUCACCUCUCAUGACUCUGCCUUCUUCUACUACCCAUAGUGCUUUCUCCUUAGAUUCCCUCUUCACCUCUCCUGCCUAUCCCCUCCCUGCUUUCCUUCCCCCACCCCUUGAUCUUUCCUCUGAUUGGUUUUCCACCUUCCCCCCACCUUCUUUAUAAGACCCCUGCCCCCUCCUUCUUUAGUCCUGACGAAGUGUCUUGACCCGAAACGUUGACUGCUUCUUCCAAUGGAUGCUGCCCGACCUGCUGAGUUCAUCCAGCUUGUUUGUAAUCUUGAUUUGACCACAGAAUCUGCAGUGCACUUUGUGUUUACUGUUCACUUGUUCUAUGUGUGUGAAGAGAUUCACUCAAUUAAGCCACCUACAGGCACACCAGUCAAUUCACACUGGGGAGAGACCGUUCACCUGCUCAGACUGUGGGAAGGGAUUCUUUCGAUCCUCUGACCUGCUGGCACACCAGCGUGUUCACACUGGGGAGCGGCCGUUCAUCUGCUCACACUGUGGGAAGGGUUUCACUCGGUCCUCCACCCUUGUGGCGCACUACCGAGUUCACACUGAGGAGAAGCCAUUCAUCUGCUAGGACUGAGGAGGAUUGUCCGGCUGGAACAUCAGAUAGUUCAUACUGCGGAGUUGCCUUUCUCCUGCUCUGAAUGUGGCAAAGGGAUUCUGUCGGUCAUCCAAGCUUGUGAAACACUACCGAGUUCACACUGGGAAAAAGGUUUAAUAAGCUUCUUUCUGGAUGUUUAACCAUCACAGUUGCUGAAUCCAGAUGCAAGUUCAAAAGUGACUGUUGGUGUUGAACUCUGCAAUUAUUACUGCUGCUC